Messenger RNA from Penaeus indicus, 6044 nucleotides. RefSeq lists its product as uncharacterized. The transcript is spliced from 4 exons. The coding region runs from base 561 to 6044 and encodes 1827 amino acids. The record is from RefSeq and is a predicted model, not a curated record. Lineage: Eukaryota; Metazoa; Arthropoda; Malacostraca; Decapoda; Penaeidae.
AUCCCACUGGUCUAGAUAGCCAGGGAUGCUGGGAUAUCGUCUCGAGACAACUCGCUUUCACGGCGCUAGAGACUGGAAGGAGUGAAUGAAAAUUAUACAGUGCGAAAGUUUAGUGUGGAAAAGAUUCCAGUGAUACAAACGAGUGGUUAACAAGUAAGCUGCACGACUAUAAAAUGUAUCUUGAGGAAGUACAAACAACCUCCAGGUGACAGCCCUUUACGGCGGGGUCAAGAAAAGGUCAAAACCAACGCCUCUUCCCUCCUGCCUAAUACCCACCCCUCCCCACCACGCACCUGGAGGUCAGAGCAAGCCCCUAAGUGAUGACGUCAUCAGCCCUUUCUAUCCUGUAAGGAAGACAUGGAAAAUAGAUAAGUGAGCGACCUUAGGAAGGGACGAUGGAGUGACUCUUGUCAGCGGUGACUGCUAGAGCCAGGUGCUUGGGCCCAGGUGGGACUAUGGGCUGCAUGGAAGUGUUGCUACUCACGGUGACCGCUGGUGUCUCGCUGGUCCCACACCCCGUGUUCCGGGAGUGAAGGAGGAGCCCGCGGAGGGCGAGGGUGAUGGAGGGCCGCCCGGGAGUCUCAGCCACUCUUCCGCGCAACAGGGUCGCAACUCUGCCAGGGUACCGCGUAGGACCCGUACGCUAUGAUGUUCGCCUGGCGCCCCAAGACGGUCCUGGGGCGUUGCUCCCCACCCGGAGGUGUUCUGAGGGGGACCUCGUAACAACAACGCGAAAGAACUGCGUGCUGGAAGACGGAGCGGCCGUCGACGGUGUUCGGGACACGCAGAGACACCCGGCUCUUCGGCCGCUAGUUAACAACGGGCCAACCACCCAUUCUCUACGCCCUUCUGGAAUUUCAGGGGCGACUUCUCAGGAGGCCAUUGCAUCGCCUUUUCCCCAGAAGGAAGCCCAUUCGUUGAUCAGCCACAAGCUUCCUGUCCCUGUCGUCUCGCCCCUCCUCCCCCCCGUGUCCCCACGCCCUCCCGCCGGCAGGCGAAGCUUCAACGCCUUGCCUCGCCCGUGGGUGUCGCCUGCGCCCCAAGCAGAGCAAAACGCUGCCAGUGAGAGCCCGGACAAUAGAGGGAGUGACAGUAGCGGUGUAGGCGGCAGGUGGCGUUUGGCGCCAACAGAUGGCGUAAGCGUUCACACCAAGAGCGGCUCCGACACAAGCCCGCUAAAAUUAUCAUCAAACCCUCCCGAGGCGAACAAGUCAGCUUCCCUGUGGGGUGGUGCGCGUCCAGCGCCGCCCAUAAACUCUCCCGUCGACGCCACAACUUUCAAAAGCGAGGCCACCAUUCUAGUGACGCAGUGUGACGGCACCCAGGCCGCUCGACGACCCUCGCAGGGCAGUCGCUCUCCGAUAUGUUGGCGUCGGGGCGUUGGCAAUCUCAGCCUGUUGAAGACCGCCCCCAGUAAUGAGGGCGAGGGUAUGGGGGCGCAGCGGACAGCGGCGCCGGGUGCUGCUGCAGGAGGUGCGGUCGUAGUGGAGGAAGUGAGGGCGGACGGGCUGCCUCCCCCCGCCGCUAAAUAUACGUGUUGUGUGGCGGGCCGCUCCCCCCGGCAGCUGGUGCCCCGCCACGCCACUAUGUUUAGCUACCCGGGCCCGCCGCGCCCUGCCAUCCCGGAGGAACCCGCCAGUGCGCACCUUACCAGUGACCAGCGCAGUGCUCAGCCGCCCACACCGCCCACUCACGCCCAUGGCAGAACAGUGCAGUGUGAAGUGUUUUCCGGCGGAGGGGGCGGAAGUGUAGCGACGGGGGGCAGCGGUCAUGGGGACCGUGUGGCCCCCCCGGAGCCAGUGACCCCCCAGGACAAUUGUGGCGCAGCCCCCAGCAGCUUCAGAGAUAGGACAAGCCGCAGGCUGGUACGGCCUAGACCAGAAAUACCAGAUCAUUUAUACCGACGGUGGGCGGCGCUGCUACCUAGUGAUGCUGGCAUAAACUACAAGCAUAAACCACAGCAGGAAGGUGUCGAGGGUCACGGUGGCGUGGGGCCCUCCGGGGGGCCCGUGGCGGGGCCUACAGAUGAGGGAGCCCGGACGCUGACGUUACCUGACCUCAGUCCUGCAUCAGGAGGGCCACCUGAGUCUCCCGACUACAAGGUAGACUUUUCCUCCAGUAGCGCUGCCCGGUUCCGACUGGGCAACUCUACCGGCGCUCUGGGGGGCGGAAGGAAGGAAGGGGGGCGUGGCCCCCCACCAUCACGCCCGCCCCGAUCUCGACAGGAUCAUUUGGAGAGUCUUAGGAAAUGUACGGAGCGCCUUAAAACCCCUUCGCCCGAUAAGAAGGUCCGAGCCGACUCUGCCCCUCCUCCGGACACCAGCUCGGCGGGCAAGGGGCCCGAGAGCGUCCCUCCGCGGGCGAAGACGAAGCCUCGCUCCGUCGUGACUCGCCAUCCCUCCCUGGGGAAGAGCCCCAGUCUGCCCCCUCAGCUCCCAUCCGCGAAGGAUGGAGGGGACAGCAAGUCUUCGUCGCCGCCCACCGCGAAGGACCAGAAGGAUGUGGGUCCUCAGGGUGGCGCUCGUGAGGAUGAGGAUGUCUUUAAGGAGGACAUCGCAAAACUUCCUCCGCGACCGCGGCCCGAACCUCGACUGGGUAUCUCUCCCCGAGUGAUCCCCUUCAGGUCAGCCUCGGUGUCGCAGGUGGACGUGUCCUCCGAUGGCCCUUUCUCCUCGCGCAGCAGCAAGUCUCCAACUGCCAUCCGCCUCUACCCCAUCUGUACGAAUUACUAUUUCUCGAACACCCUGCCGCGGCGCAAGCCCGUCGUGGCUGACAAGGAGGAGGGCAGGACCCAGGAUGGCCCUGAGCUCCACCCGCCGCUCGCAGCCGCGGUAUCCAUCAGUGACAUGACCAACGUUGGUGCCAAGACGGGCUCCUCGCCGCCAGAGAAGCUCGAGAACAAGUCCAAGUCCGAGAGCGAGUUGUCGGCGGCGGGUCUGAGGGCCGGCGAGGGCGGGAGUCCCAAGGUCGAUAUCCUGGUGAAGGACCUUCGGGACAACAACAACGCCCGGGGCAAGAAGGCCGACUUCAAGGAAGAGCCAGACGAGGAAGGGAAAAGGGAUAAGCCAAAGCAUUUAAAUGUAAAUGAAAUUGAAUUAAAACGUGAUCAGAAAGGAGAAAAUGACUCGAAGCAGAUGGCAAGUGAAAAUACUAAGCUUGAGAUGCCUUCGCACAGUGACGAGGCUCAGGGUGUAAAUAAAGCAGAUUUUAAAAAGAAUACAACUGAAAGUGAUGCGAAAACAGUGCAAAACGUUAAUGAAAACGAUUUUAAAACGGAUAUAACAAAAGUUAAUAACGAGCAAAAUCUUUUCGAUGGUGGGAAAAAUACCAGUGCUUGUGUUGUUGAUCAUAAAGAUUUUAAUGUAGGUGAUAUAGCUAAUUCAAAAAUAUCUAUAGAAAUUUCAAGUGAAACACCCCAAAAGCUAGAGAUAAAUUCAAAAUCGAGUGAGAACGUAGACAAAGAGAGAGCGUUGGGGAACGACACACAAAGAGGGUCGGAAGGAGACCCGGGGGCGCAGGGGCUGGUCACAACGGCGGCCAGUCUCCCGUGCCAUGGCGACGUGGCCCAAACAAAAGGAAGCGGCGAAGGGGGUGAUAGUGUGAAUAACGUGGCCGGCAUAAGAACUUCGGUCGGGGAAAUACCGUCUUUACAAGGUGACGUGGACGGACCUUCGACUUCGAAAAAAGACUCGACGACCGAAGCGCCACGAGUGUCUGAGGAAGGCGCAGCCAUAGAAGGAAGCAGCAGCGUGGGCGACGUCACUUCUCCCGAAUUCGUUCUGGAAAGUGGCAUUGAAGGGCACAAUGACGAGGUAAGUGUUGCAGAUCGAGGUGAUGUGUCAGUGUUGGGGAAAGAUGGGGAGUGUGAAGUAAGUGGGGCUCCCCCGGGAGGGGAACCGCCCAACUCUGGAGGACUGGUUCCUCCAGAGGAUACUCUCAAGUCUGUGCAUGACCCUCAAGAACAUAAAGAAAUUUCUGAUGUUGAUCCUAGUGCUCUUAGUAAUAAAAUAUCUUUAGUUCAUAAUGAGUGUCCACCCCCUAAAAGUGACAUUAGACUAGCAGAAAUUCCUUCAGAAGAUCCAAGCUCAGCGCCCAGAGUGGCUGCGGCGUCCGUAGGGGAGGGUAAGGCUCCCCACGCGGAGGGGAGUGGAAGCCAGUGUACAGACCGCAGGCAGAUCGAGUGCCAGGUGUUGCAGAAGGAGCCGAGACUGUCUCAGUGUUUAGUCAUUAAGACUGGAGCUCGAGAAGGGGAAGGGGAUCCUCUAGGGGUCCAGGGCGCGACCUCCGAGUGCCGGGUUAUGAGGUCUCGACCUCGCCUGCCGAGAGAGGAUUCCGAUGGGGAUAGCGGGGAGCGCGAACCUUCUCGAGCUACGUACGUUACUCAGGUCAGCGAUGAAGGCAUUUUUGAGGAAGAGAUUAAGAGUCAAGAACCCCGAGACUCGUCUGAUUCCUCGUCACAGGACAGCGUGGGUGUGUCUCAGGAACGUUGCGAGGAGGCCGUCGAGGCAGCUGCGGCGUCUGCCACAGAAGCUCCUGUUCGGACGGGGUCGCGGCGACGGAGGAAAUUAACCGAAGAAGGCAACGAACGGUCCCUCACCUUCCCACCGCCUAGGAAAGGGUCUCAGGCUGACUCUAUAGGAUACUCGUCUGUGGAGAGCAAUGGCCUCCGGAGCUUAGCUACGUCAGGUGGCUAUGGAGACCGAGGUAGUAGUGAGGAGCAGCGCAGCUCCGUUUCUCUCGCCGACAGCUUUCAGAGCGAGGCCAGCCAGCCUCGAGAUACGCACCAGCUACUUAUCAUCUCUGAGACUCGACCGAUCGACCGCGCCGAGCGUAAGAAGAAGCACCAUAGCGACCCAAGUUGCGAGAGGCGUGGCAGCACAGACGCCCUGCUGUACCUUAGCGACCCUCAUCUCGGGAAUACGACCUCAGAAGGGGAGGCGACGAGGACCUCCAGCAAGGGCGUCGUGUCCCAGGCGUCCACGGACUCCGAGGGACGGGAUGAGCGAGGGGAGCAGCCUAUCGUGGGCGUGCCGAGACUUACGCCGCAGGUAAUGUUCAGUGGACACGAGAGUGACGGUUCUGACUACCCACCGUGCCGCACGCCCGCCAGGAACGCUUCACCGAUUCCGUACCUUCAGGAUAGCGAUUCCGGGGACCGCAGCGCCCCCAGGAGCCCGCUCGGCCCUCGACGAUACUCCAAGAGGCCACUUCGCGGACCCUACGGCGAGAUGCUGGAGGCCGAGAUGAGCAAGUCGAAAUCCUCCUCGACGUACCUGACCGAAGACUCCUAUUUUCGUCUUCGGGAUGCGAAGAGCUGCUCGCCUCGCCCUCCUUCCCCCGCGUCUCCCGCGGUGAUGGCGGAGGGAACCGGCCGCCCGUCACUCAUCAUCCCCACCACCCGCUCCUUCGACGACUCUGCCAUUAGCAUAAACUACUCGAAUACCUCAGACAGGCCACUGCGUCGUAAAAUUAGCGAGGAGACAGACCCCGGGGCUACCUCCCCAGUGGGCGGCACAGCGUGGGAGAGCGACGGGGAGGGGACCCUUUCCCCCCCUCUCUCCAUAGGACCUAUCCAUCAGCGAACUGCUUCGUCCCCGUGUAAACUCUUCAGCGAGGGUGGGUUCACUUCUGAGGAGGAACAAGAGCUUGUGGACUAUUAUUCGGCUGCGACACGGUUACUGGCACACCAGCACCAGCGGUCUCAGCAGCACCGGCAGCAGCAGCAACAACAGCUGCAACCUGAGCUGACACAGCAGGAACAUCUCGGGAGUGAGCUAGCGUCUGAGGCGCGACACCCUGGUACUCACGAGCACAGGCACACCCCAGACCACAGGCACUCCCACAAGCGGCACAGGAGUUAUGUCAUGUAUAACAAAAUGCGUUUUGUGCACAAUCUCACACUUAUAUUUGGUGCUGUGUUGUCAGAAUGCGCUAAAUGUCUUAUAUUGUGUCCAAUGUCUAUUCUUGUGGAAAACGACGGUUUUAGGAUUCGAUCCCGUGAAAUUAAAAGGCAAAAUGCUGUCAGCGGCAAGGGCUUCAACUAG